This is a messenger RNA of Poecile atricapillus (Black-capped chickadee), 592 nucleotides long. RefSeq names its product chromosome 29 C2orf68 homolog (gene C29H2orf68). NCBI's taxonomy places the organism in Eukaryota, Metazoa, Chordata, Aves, Passeriformes, Paridae. The transcript is spliced from 4 exons. The record is from RefSeq and is a predicted model, not a curated record. Bases 26 to 526 code for a protein of 166 amino acids.
ACCGACCCCCGCCCCCGGUACCGGGAUGGAGGCGGCGGCCGCGACGGCGGCCCCGGGCUGGCGCUGCCGGCCGGGGGGACGGCUGGACAUGAGCCACGGCUUCGUGCGGCACAUCCGCCGCAACCAGCUCGCCAGGGACGCGUACGACCGCGCGGUGCGGCAGGCGCGGGGCCGAGCGCGGACGCGGCUGACCCCGGCCCCGGCGCGGCCCCGGCGGCCCGACCAGCAGGUGUACCGGCCCCACCGGGGCAGCGGUGCCGCAGGGGGGCCCGGGGCCGACGGCAGCGCGGGGCCCCAGCCCGAGACCCGCGGGGCCCCCCCGGAGCCCGGCCGCGGGCCGCGCCUCUUCUGCCUCGAGUACGAGGGGGACGACGGGCGGGUCACGGCGGUCAUCGUGCACCAGGGUGACAGCGCCGAGGAGGUGACACGCCGGGUGUGCGCCCGGAGCCCGCUGGAGCCCCCCCUGCGCAGGGCCCUGUGCCAGCGCGUGCAGGACGAGCUCAGCAAGCGCCGGGGCACCGGCUGACGCUGCCACUGCCACCCCCGUGGGACCGGUGCCAUCCCCCCCGUGUCAAUAAAGGUGCUGCGAGGC